Dioscorea cayenensis subsp. rotundata (Guinea yam) is the source of this 2400-nucleotide messenger RNA. Its product is annotated as E3 ubiquitin-protein ligase WAV3-like. Bases 138 to 2234 code for a protein of 698 amino acids. Lineage: Eukaryota; Viridiplantae; Streptophyta; Magnoliopsida; Dioscoreales; Dioscoreaceae. The record is from RefSeq and is a predicted model, not a curated record. The transcript is spliced from 2 exons.
UCUAAGACGAGAUCCCGUGACUCGCUCACACCUGAUAAAACCUACGCCAUUCUCCCCGCCAUCCUUCCAAAUUCCAAUCCCUCCAAAGAGAUCCAAACCCUAACCCUAGUUCUCUCUCUCUCUCUCUCUCUCACGCAAUGGGAAACAAAUGGAGGAGUGCCAAGCAGGCGUUGAGGACCAAGCUUUGCUUGCCGAUGAUUGAGGAUGAUGACGAUGCGGAAUCGUCCAGGGAGGUUGAGGAGCGUAGAUCGGGUUCGUCUCGGAUGACUAUGGCUUUGGGGUCACGUUUGAUGAGGUCUAGGACGCUGUCGUUCUUUUCGGGGAGUUCGUUGUCCAGGUCUGGGAGCAUGGCUUCAGAGGGAAAAUGUGCUAUAUGUCUCGACACCAUGAGAAGUGACCGUGGUGAGGCCAUCUUCACUGGGGAGUGCUCACACGCCUUCCACUUCUACUGCAUCUCAUCCAAUGUGAACCACGGGAACCUCAAAUGUCCAGUUUGCAGGAUGAAAUGGAAGCAGAUCCCAUUCCAAAGUUCCCAACCACAUGAUCAGUCUCAAGGCAGAGCGAGAGUGAGCCCAUUAGAUUUGCCUCAGGAUGAGCUUAAUAGUUCAAACAUACAUGCCCGAUCUACCAACAGACAGCGAAGCAAUGCAAACUUCUGUCACUCUUCAGAGCCUCGUGUUUUCGAUGAUGACGAGCCUGUUGGUCUGCAGCUUGAAAUGACUGAAUCUGCACUGUAUGAAUGCACUAACAAGGUGCAUGUCAAUGCAUACACUGAAUACUCAGCCAUUCCAGAGUCGGUUUCACAGGAAAAUUUCGCUGUCUUGAUUCAUCUCAGGGCUCCAACAGUCUCUGCUGAAUCACAAAUAGCCCGUGCGCCUAUUGACCUUGUCACCGUCCUUGACAUCAGUGGAAGCAUGGAGGGCACUAAACUUGCACUCCUGAAGCAUGCCAUGGGUUUUGUGAUCCAAAAUCUCGGACCUUCCGAUAGGUUGUCAGUCGUUUCCUUUUCCUCUACUGCAAGCAGACUUUUUGGUCUCCGUCUCAUGUCUGAAUCCGGGAAACAGCAUGCUCUGCAAGCUGUUAAUUCUCUUACUGCCAGGGGAGGCACAAACAUUGUUGACGGUCUCACAAAGGCUGCCAAGGUGAUUGAAGAGCGCAAGGAUAAGGUCCCUGUCUGCAGCAUCGUACUCCUUUCUGAUGGUCAUGACAACUAUAACGUUGCUCCUUCUUCUGUUGGUGUUGAAUUAUCUAAUAACAACUCGCAGUCAAACCUCGUUUCAUUUCUGCCACCAUCCUUCAGGGGUAUCACUGGCCAUCAACUGCCAGUUCAUGCAUUUGGUUUUGGUGCGGAUCAUGACGCCCGCAUGUUGCACUUAAUCUCAGAGACUUCAGGUGGAACAUUCUCUUUUAUUGAAUCUGAGAAUGUCCUACAAGAUGCGUUUGCUCAGUGCAUUGGCGGGCUCCUAAGCGUGGUGGUGCAAGACAUGACGUUGGUUGUGGAUUGCAUACAUCCCGGAAUUCAGCUCAAAGAUAUCAAAUCUGGGAACUAUGAAAAUCACGUUGCAUCACAUAUGAGGACAGGAAGCAUCAGUGUUGGGCAACUGUACGCAGAUGAGGAGAGAAAUUUUUUGUUGUCCGUCAAUGUUCCACCUGAUCAAAACCAAAGUACUCUUCUACUCAAGAUCGGCUGCUCUUACAAAGAUGCAGUUUCAAAGAGAGUAAUAUGCCUGGAAUCUGUUGAAGUAUGGCUCCCAAGGCCACAGGCCGUAAUUGUUACAGAGUCUCAAACAAUAUUAAUGUCAAUGGAAGUGGACCGGCAGAGGAACCGGCUUUGCGCUGCAGAAGCCAUGGGUGAAGCCAUGGCUGUUGCAGAGCAGGGUGAGAUGUCAGAGGCAGUGUCCAUACUUGAAAAUUGCAGGUUGAUGAUAUUAGAGUCUCUAGCAGCACAGUCAGGUGAUCAGAUGUGCAUGGCAUUGGAUGCAGAACUGAAAGAUAUGCAAGAGAGGAUGGCAAGUACGCAACGGUAUCAUUCAUCAGGACGGGCUUAUAUGUACUCGGGUUUGAGUUCACACUUACGGCAAACAGCCACCACACGUGGGGACUCAACAGACUUGAAUACAACAAUCUGCAAUUAUCAGACUCCAUCUAUGGCUGAAAUGGUUAGUCGUUCCCAGCAACUGUCUUUUCCUCAUCAAACUACUACUACUACUUCACCAGUUUGGCCAUCAAGCUAAGCCCUCCUACGUGAUCUAAAUCAAAGCAAUCUCCAUCCAGUAUCAUUGUCUUGCUUGCUCAUUGAUGAAGAUAUAUAGCUGGGAGUACUGUUUGUUUACAAGUAUGUUUCGUUUCUCUUGUUUGGGCAUAUAUAGAUGGAGGGAAGACAUACAGUUAAAAAAAAAA